Messenger RNA from Blastomyces dermatitidis ER-3, 1997 nucleotides. RefSeq names its product acetyl-CoA acyltransferase. Lineage: Eukaryota; Fungi; Ascomycota; Eurotiomycetes; Onygenales; Ajellomycetaceae. The record is from RefSeq and is a predicted model, not a curated record. The coding region runs from base 463 to 1704 and encodes 413 amino acids. Gene Ontology annotation, molecular function: acetyl-CoA C-acyltransferase activity. The transcript has a single exon. Gene Ontology annotation, biological process: fatty acid beta-oxidation; phenylacetate catabolic process. Gene Ontology annotation, cellular component: peroxisome.
CUCCACAACGAUCCAGCUCACGUGGUUUUGCUAUCACCAACAUCUGAAGUUGAUAAUUUUCCCAACCAGAUACCAACAAACGACAGCGAGGGAUGGGAUGGGUGAAGGAUUGUAGUCAUUGUGAGCGGGCCUUUGGAUUGAGUGCGCUGAUCCCUCUUAAUGAUGAUUUCUUUGCUCCAUCCAUUAAUGAAUGAAUGUUGGGUUGCAUGAAACAAAUCAGCCAGAGCAGCGGAUGUUCUUGCUCUCGGUUGAGAGCUUAGUCGCCGUCGGCAGCCCGGCGGGGACCCGAUCUACACAGCUGCAGGAGUUCAGCUGUUAGCAACGCCAAAUGAUUUCUAGCUUUCCUUCCUCUCACUGGGCUAUACAUUAUUUCUUCCUCCCAGCAUCCAAUUUUGAUCCCCUCCGUGAACUACCUUGUUUUCCGUUUAAUCGCAAAUUGGCUUGAACAGAGUCACAGCCAUCAUGUCAGGAAGGGCUCAGAAAGGCCUGCGGCAAAUCCUCCAAAAAUCCCCCUCCGAUGUCGUCAUCCUCUCCUCAUUGCGAACAGCAGUCACCCGGGCCAAAAAAGGCGGGUUUAAAGAUGCCUACCCCGAAGAACUGAUUUCCCACAUUCUUCGCGCCACACUCGCAGCAAACCCGAAGCUUGACCCCGCAUUGAUCGACGACGUAGCCAUUGGAAGUGUUCUACAGGAGUUGGGUGGCACAAAGGCAGCUCGAAUGGCUCAAAUACACGCCGGCUUCCCUCACACCGUUCCUUUCCAUACCGUCAGCAGGCAAUGCAGCUCUGGAUUGGCUGCUAUCACUGCCAUUGCACACUCGAUUUCCGUGGGCGCGAUAUCAGUUGGAAUUGGCGGGGGCAUGGAAUCUAUGACGCGCAAUUAUGGUUCUCGGGGUCUUCCUACAGUUCUGUGGCCGGAGCUGCGCGACUCGCCGUCUAAGGAUGCGAGAGAUUGCAUUAUGCCCAUGGGAAUAACGUCCGAGAAUGUUGCGGAGCGGUAUGGAAUAUCGCGCAAGGACCAAGACUUAUUUUCUGCGGAGUCUCAUAAGAAAGCCGCAGCAGCGCAGGAGAAGGGACUAUUCGGUACCGAAAUUGUACCCGUUACGACUAAAAUCUUCCCUGAAGGUCAGACGGAUGGCCCGGCGACGGAAAUCACAGUCACUAAAGAUGACGGCGUCCGAGCGUCGAUCUCUCUUGAGAAACUGGCUGCUCUUAAACCAGCGUUCUCAGCAACGGGAUCAAGCACCGCUGGAAAUAGUUCUCAGGUCAGCGAUGGGGCCGCUGCCACGUUGCUUAUGCGUCGCUCCACAGCAGCUGAACUUGGCCUCACGUCCAGCAUCAUCGGAAAAUGGGUGUCCACGCAAGUAGCCGGCUGCGCUCCUGAUGAGAUGGGUAUCGGUCCUUCUGUUGCUAUCCCAAAAGUCCUCUCCCACACCGGUCUCUCGAUUUCCGACAUUGGAAUCUGGGAAAUCAAUGAGGCUUUCGCUAGCCAGGCUGUGUACUGCAUUCGGAAACUUGGCAUCGAUGAAAGUAAAGUUAAUCCCAAUGGCGGAGCAAUUGCAUUGGGGCACCCGCUGGGAGCAACGGGUGCGAGGCAGCUUGCGACUCUGCUUCCCGAGAUGGAGAGGCAUGGGGAGCAGGUUGGAGUAGUAAGUAUGUGCAUAGGAACCGGUAUGGGGAUGGCAAGUGUAUUUGUCCGGGAAUAGAGUUUUGGCUGGAUUGUGUCAUUUUCGGGUUAUCCUUUUCAUUUCAACCUUUUUCUUUGUAUCCUGAGUUGCAGUCAAUUUUCUUCACCUUGCGAUACACCAGACUCCUACCCCGAGCAAUCUGGAUCUAUUGCUUGCUGGCUCUUGAAAUGCGGUUAGAUAGUCGGGAGGGAGUGUGCGACGCUAUCAAAGUUCUAUAGUUGGCGUAAUAAAGAACAUUGGUUGAAGACGUAUGAAAGGAUAUAUAUAGUUCUAUAAUCAUAUUUAAGCAAUUUACUUCCUUUAUUACCGGA